AUGUCUGCUCCAGAGACCGCAACCAACGUCCCUGCGGACCAGCUUGAGGCGCCCACCGAGGCCCCUGCCAACGGCACUUCUGCAGCCGCAGCUCCCAGCACUGAGGCCGCUCCUGAAACUGCCGGAGAGCCCUCUGGCACUACGGCUCCUGCGACCUCACAGCCUCACUCUGCCUCGUUGUACGUCGGAGAGCUGGACCCUUCCGUCACCGAGGCUAUGCUCUACGAGCUCUUCUCCUCCAUCGGACAGGUCGCGUCGAUCCGUGUGUGCCGUGAUGCUGUUACCAGACGCUCUCUUGGCUAUGCCUACGUGAACUACAACAACACCGCUGAUGGAGAACGUGCCCUUGAGGACCUCAACUACACCCUGAUCAAGGGUCGUCCAUGCCGUAUCAUGUGGUCUCAGCGUGACCCUGCCCUCCGCAAGACCGGUCAGGGCAAUGUCUUUAUCAAGAACCUUGAUACUGCCAUUGACAACAAGGCUCUUCACGACACGUUUGCUGCUUUUGGAAACAUUCUUUCUUGCAAGGUUGCCCAGGAUGAGUACGGUAACUCCAAAGGAUACGGAUUCGUCCACUAUGAAACUGCUGAGGCCGCCACCAAUGCCAUCAAACACGUCAAUGGUAUGUUGUUGAACGAGAAGAAGGUCUUUGUUGGACACCACAUUGCCAAGAAGGAUCGCCAGAGCAAGUUCGAGGAGAUGAAGGCCAACUUCACCAACAUCUACGUCAAGAACGUUGAGCAGGAUGUCACCGAUGAGGAAUUCCGUGGUCUCUUUGAGAAGUACGGGGAAAUCACCUCUGCUACCCUCAGCCGUGAUAAUGAGACCGGCAAGAGCCGCGGGUUUGGAUUCGUCAACUUCUCUGACCAUGAGGCCGCCUCCGCCGCUGUCGAGGCCUUGAACGAGUACGAGCUCAAGGGUCAGAAGCUCUACGUCGGCCGUGCCCAGAAGAAGCAUGAACGUGAAGAGGAGUUGCGAAAGCAGUAUGAAGCUGCUCGCAUCGAGAAGGCUUCCAAGUACCAGGGUGUUAACCUUUACAUCAAGAACUUGUCCGACGAUAUCGAUGAUGAGAAGCUCCGUGAGCUCUUUAGCAGCUACGGAAACAUCACGUCCGCCAAGGUCAUGCGCGAAGCCAUUGUCGACGUUCCCGCCGAAACCGAAAAGGACAAGGAAGCUGAUAAGGAGAAGGCGAAGAAGGAGGGCGGUGAUAAGUCCGAGGAAAAGGGAGAGUCUAAGUCUGAAUCUGAGGACAAGUCGAAAUCCGAAGAGAAGACUGAGGGAAAGACCGAGAGUACCAAGCCUGAAAAGAAACAUCUCGGAAAGAGUAAAGGUUUUGGUUUCGUUUGCUUCAGCAACCCAGAUGAAGCCUCGAAGGCUGUUACCGAGAUGAACCAACGCAUGGUCCACGGAAAGCCACUCUACGUUGCUUUGGCCCAACGCAAGGAUGUUCGCAAGAGCCAGGUAAGUACCAAGGUAAUACAUUUAAUAAGAAGUCAAUUUACUAACAUCUACCAGCUCGAGGCUAGUAUCCAAGCUAGAAACACCAUCCGCCAACAGCAGGUUGCUGCCGCCGCCGGAAUGGCCCAACCCUUCAUGCAGCCUGCCGUCUUCUAUGGCGCUCCUGGCCAGCAAGGUUUCCUCCCCGGUGCUCAGCGUGGAAUGCAGUUUGCUGGUCAAGCUGGUAUGGUUAUGCCAGGAAUGCCUGGUGGUCGUCCUGGCCAGUUCCCCCAGUUCCCUGGACAGCAGGGCGGCCGUGGCAUGAACCCUAACCAGCCGCUUCCUCCUAACUUCGGCAUGGGUAGCCAAGGUAUCCCAAUGGGCGCAAUGCAGGGUGCUGGAAUUCCAAACGGCCUAAAUUACCCACAGAUAGGCGGCCAGGUCCAGUCGUUCGGCCGUGGAGGUGGUCGUGGCCAGGGUCCAAUGCAAGGUAUGCCACCGGCUGCCGGUAAUGCCCCACAAAUGCGUGGUGGACCUGGUGCCCCAGGCUUCGCUCAGGGACGUGGCAUGCCCAUGCAACAGGGUGGCCGGGCUGGCCCUGGUGGCCGCGGUCAAGGUGCUCCUGGACAAGGGGGUAUACCACGCGAUGAAGCAGCCGGCUCCGGCUCAAUCAACCUCGCAGUUUUCAAUGCUGCUCCCGAACCCCAGCAGAAACAGAUGCUCGGUGAAGCCAUCUACCCCAAGAUUCUUGCUCAACAGCCUGAGCUUGCCGGAAAAAUCACUGGUAUGCUUUUGGAAAUGGACAACUCAGAGUUGAUCGGCCUUGUCGAUGAUGACGUUGCUCUCCGAGCCAAGGUUGACGAAGCUCUUACUGUCUACGAUGAAUAUGUCAAGAACAAGAAUGAUGCCCCCACCGGUGAGGCUGCUCAGCCAGAGGCUGGCAAGCCCGCGGAAGAGACUAAGUCUUAA
Messenger RNA from Trichophyton benhamiae CBS 112371, 2406 nucleotides. RefSeq lists its product as uncharacterized. NCBI's taxonomy places the organism in Eukaryota, Fungi, Ascomycota, Eurotiomycetes, Onygenales, Arthrodermataceae. Gene Ontology annotation, molecular function: RNA binding. Gene Ontology annotation, cellular component: ribonucleoprotein complex. The transcript has 3 exons. The record is from RefSeq and is a predicted model, not a curated record. The coding region runs from base 1 to 2406 and encodes 801 amino acids.